AUGUUGACUUCACUAUCUCUGACUGCGCUGGCACUUCUGCCUUCGGCGAAUGCGCUUGUGAGAAAGGAUGGUGUGGGUAGAUUACCAGCCUUGGGAUGGAAUAGCUGGAAUGCCUUCGGCUGCGAUGUCGAUUCUACAAAGAUCAUGACUGCUGCCAAUGAGAUGGUCAAUCUCGGUUUGAAGGACCUGGGAUAUGAAUACGUCAACAUCGAUGACUGCUGGUCCGUAAAGAACACACGCAAUUCGACAACUCAGCGUAUCAUUCCUGAUACCUCGAAAUUUCCUGAUGGAAUUUCUGGUGUGGCUGAUCAGGUUCAUCAGUUGGGAUUGAAGAUUGGUAUUUAUAGUAGUGCUGGGGAGACUACUUGUGCGGGGUACCCUGCUAGUCUAGGGUACGAGAAUGUUGAUGCCGAGGCUUUUGCGGAAUGGGGAAUUGAUUAUUUGAAGUAUGACAACUGCGGCGUCCCAAGUAAUUGGACAGACCAGUAUUCCUCCUGUGUUCCCGACGGCUCCAGCGAACCUGCGAAUGGCACCUGUCCCAGUCUUUCUAACCCUGCCCCCGCUGGGUACGAUUGGACCAAGUCAAACACCUUCAAACGGUAUACCAUGAUGCGCGAUGCUCUUUUGGCCCAGUCUCACACUAUACUAUAUUCUUUGUGUGACUGGGGUCAAGCCAAUGUGAACACAUGGGGCAAUGAGACUGGAAACUCGUGGCGCAUGUCGGGCGAUAUCUCGGCGAAUUGGGCUCGCAUUGCUCAAAUUGCCAAUGAGAAUACUUUCCGGAUGAACUAUGUUGGUUUUUGGGGCCAUCCCGAUCCUGAUAUGCUCGAGGUUGGAAAUGGAGAUCUUACGGCCGCGGAGAAUCGGGCACAUUUUGCGUUAUGGGCGAUUAUGAAGUCUCCACUGAUUAUUGGUACUGCACUCGACAGUAUCAGUGAUAACAACCUCGCCGUCCUGAAGAACAAGUAUCUGAUUGAAUUCAACCAAGACCCCAUCGUGGGUCGCUCAGCACACCCUUAUAAAUGGGGAUACAAUCCCGAUUGGACCUUUGACCCAGCCCACCCCGCUGAGUACUGGUCCGGUCCCUCUUCGACAUUGAAGGGUACAUUGGUGUUGAUGUUGAAUUCGGAGAAUUCCACUUCGACCCGUACUGCAGUCUGGAAAGAGAUUCCAGAAUUGAAGGGCCAUAAUGCGUACCGGGUGACUGAUGCGUGGAGUGGGAAGGACCUUGGGUGUGUUAAGAAGCAGUACAGUGCUUCGUUGGCAAGUCAUGAUGUUGCUGUGCUUGUGGUGAAGGGGGCUUGUUGA
This is a messenger RNA of Penicillium subrubescens, 1308 nucleotides long. RefSeq names its product glycoside hydrolase family 27 protein. The coding region runs from base 1 to 1308 and encodes 435 amino acids. The transcript is spliced from 7 exons. NCBI's taxonomy places the organism in Eukaryota, Fungi, Ascomycota, Eurotiomycetes, Eurotiales, Aspergillaceae. Gene Ontology annotation, molecular function: hydrolase activity, hydrolyzing O-glycosyl compounds. Gene Ontology annotation, biological process: carbohydrate metabolic process. The record is from RefSeq and is a predicted model, not a curated record.